CCCCGGUCCUGCGGGGCGCCCCAGGGACUUGGACUUGGCUGAACUCACCCCGCUGAGACUCAGGCCUCGUGGAUACAUGGCAAGCAAAAAACGAGAAAUCCAGUUACAGGCGGCCAUCAAUAAUCAAAGCCUGUGGGAGGAGAUGCUGCAGAACAAAGGCCUAACAGUGAUCGAUGUUUACCAAGCCUGGUGUGGACCUUGCAAAGCAAUGCAAACCUUAUUCAGAAAAUUGAAAAAUGAGCUGAACGAAGAUGAAAUUCUGCAUUUUGCUGUAGCGGAAGCUGACAGCGUUGUGACUUUGCAGCCAUUUAGAGAUAAAUGUGAACCUGUUUUUCUCUUUUGUGUUAAUGGCAAAAUUGUUGCAAAAAUCAAGGGUGCAAAUGCACCACUUGUGAGUCAAAAAAUUAUUACCUUGAUCAAUGAGGAGAGGAAAAUUGCAGCAGGUGAAAUGGUUCGCCCUCAGUAUCAUGAAAUUGUGUUUGCAGACUCAGAUUCAGAAGAUGCUGGGGAAGCAAGCUAUGAAAGUGUUGACCAACUAUACAGCAUUGCCAUUAUCAAACCCAAUGCUGUGAUUGCUAGAAAAGUUCAAGAAAUUAAAGAAAAAAUUAUCGAUGCAGAAUUUGUCAUAGAAGCAGAAGAUAAGAAACUGCUCACUGAAGAACAAGUUAGGUACUUCUAUAGCCGAAGAGCAGACCAGCCUGACUUUGAAGAUUUUGUUUCUUUUAUGACAAGUGGCCUAAGCUAUAUUCUAGUUGUAUCACAAGGAAAGGAAAAACAGCCUUCCUGGGAUGAAAGUGAAUCUAAUUCUGAGACGGAAUCUAAAGAACCAUGGGAUGACCACCAGGAGACAGCCAAGUCCUCGGGGAUGAAGCAGAAGAGGGAAAGUUUCCAAGAAUAUCUGGAAAGACAACAAAUAUCUCAGUUUUGUGAUGUUGAAGAGAAUAUAAGUAAUACUAAGUUUAUUGAUGUCUUCAUCCCUCAUUUUAAAAAAAUUAAAGGCAUAAAAUUAGAAAAGAUACUGGCAUUACUUCGACCAGCCCUCUUUAAUGAAAGGAAAGAGGAUGUUUUGAAUAUUAUUCAAGAUGAAGGCUUUAAAAUACUGAUGCAGAGACAAAUAGUGUUAUCAGAAGAAGAAGCAAAAACACUGUGCAUGGAAUAUGAAAAUAAAGAUUAUUUUGGAAAUCUUAUAGAAAAUAUGACCAGCGGUCCAUCUCUAGCCCUUGUUUUAGUAAGAGAAAAUGGUUUAGGACACUGGAAACAGUUAAUUGGACCAAGCACUGUGGAAGAAGCCAAAGAAUACCUUCCAGACAGAGUAGGACUGAAGUCAGGGGAAGAAAAGCCCUCUUUUAAGUGAGCAAGCAUAAAGAUGCUUUAUCAGGCACAGCAAACUUGCAUACCCACUGACACAAUAAAUAACAGGACUAAUGAAACA
Messenger RNA from Balaenoptera musculus (blue whale), 1432 nucleotides. RefSeq names its product NME/NM23 family member 8 (gene NME8). Bases 77 to 1354 code for a protein of 425 amino acids. The transcript has 14 exons. The record is from RefSeq and is a predicted model, not a curated record. Lineage: Eukaryota; Metazoa; Chordata; Mammalia; Artiodactyla; Balaenopteridae.